UACCUUUUAACGCACGACGUAUCACACCCUCGGUUUUUUCUACCCAUAAAUAUAAUGGACGACAACGACUCACCACCACCACCACUCCAGGUCCAGUGGAGCCUAGACAAAGCCGAAAGUCUUCAUCCCCACAUUAUCACCACUCUCCAUUCUGUACAUGACCAACAACAGCCUAAAGAGUGCUGGCUGGAUCUCAUAUACCAACUUCCAGCAAGCGUGUUUGUCGAUCCAAACCAACUACCAUCAAACGUCCAUGUCUUUGGCGAAACCGAUCUCGAAGCACCGCUUGAACAUGUCCAGGAACCACGCGGCAGCACUGUCAUUAUACGUCACACCAAUAAUGACACGAAUGACAAUGACGAGCUACGAAUCGACCUUCCUAUCCAUUUACGAUACCAACGUCCAUCGUCAACAAGUCAAAUAUACAGAUCGAUCGCUAUACCAAAACCGCGUGUUGGCUGGACCUGUGCCGCCAAAAAGAAAAACAACAAUGCCGACCUUGAUACGGGCGUUGUGAACGAUAGUGUGACGAAAAGCAACAACCGUCGUCGUCGUGCCAUGCCGCCGAUACGAGGUACAUUGAUUCCUGCACACAGGAUGGAUCCUGACUUGUAUACUUUCCAAGACAUUCAUAUCCAACCGCAAGAUGCAUCAUCCUCUCUUGCUGGUGGUGAUGGUAAUAGUGAAAUGCCAUUGUAUUUGGAGCUGAAAAUGCCCGUGGGAAGAGCGCAGGAUGCAGAUAUGGUUCAGAUGGGGACCAUGGUAGCUGUGUUGGCAUGUACCUUUUGGAUUAUCUUGGCUACAUGGAAAAGCAUUGCAAAGAGAAGACGAUAUGAUGCCAAGGGCAAACGAAGACGGUCUGAAUAAACUAUCAUCUGUAACGAUACCUAGAUUUAAUAUUAUUGAUAACCUCUAAACUGUGGUUCUUUUUUUUUCUUGUAUCACACACACCUCUUUAUAAUUUUGUUGACAGGCCAGCGCGUGCUGUGCUGGGUUUUUUUUUCUUAUACCAUAUCAACCCAUAAAAAAAAGUACAUACACAAUUAUGCUGCUGUCAUGGUGGUGUCGACAACAACCACGACACUAUGCUCGACCAUUAAUCACUACUAGAAUUCAUUUAAUACGUACCCUGGUCACCCAGCCUCAGCAGCAACGAUC
Molecule: messenger RNA, 1158 nt
Organism: Zychaea mexicana
Lineage: Eukaryota; Fungi; Mucoromycota; Mucoromycetes; Mucorales; Lichtheimiaceae
Product: PIG-X
Exons: 1
Coding region: 55-867 (270 amino acids)
Biological process (GO): GPI anchor biosynthetic process
Cellular component (GO): endoplasmic reticulum membrane
Source: RefSeq, a predicted model, not a curated record